CAGAGAGAGAGAGAGAGAGAGGAGAGAGAGAGAGAGAUCACGAACUCACUGAAGGUUCAAAGGAAUCAAAGCUGUUGCGCGAGAGAGAUCCAGAGAGAAGAUCGACGUUUGUUUUUCGUUCAAUUUCCUUUCCAGCACUGAUUUCGAACAACACAGUGUCAGUGCAUAGCUCGAACCAGUAUUGACUACAGCAUUCAAAAUGGCGAUGACGGAGUCCCAAUCUCCACCGGAUGGGAACGGCGCCGUUUCCGGCCUCCUCCCCCUCGCCUCCGUCUCUCAACAACCUUACGUCUCUGAACUCCUCUCCUUCACCCUCGAUCGCCUCCACAAGGAGCCAGAGCUUCUACGGGUGGACGGAGAGAGAAUCCAGCGGCAGAUGCAAGAGGUGGCGGUUGCAAACUACCGUGCCUUCAUCUCUGCCGCGGAUGCAUUGGUUGCUAUUAGAGAGGAGGUUUCCUCCAUCGACAAACACCUCGAAUCAAUGAUAGCUGAAAUCCCAAAGCUUACAUCUGGUUGCAAUGAGUUCCUUGACUCUGCAGAACAUAUUUUGGAGAAGAGAAAGUUGAACCAGACAUUACUAGCCAAUCAUAGUACUUUGCUUGACUUGCUUGAAAUUCCUCAGCUUAUGGACACAUGUGUGAGGAAUGGAAAUUACGAUGAAGCUCUGGACUUAGAAGCCUUUGUUUGCAAACUGUACGCAAUGCACCCUAAGUUACCUGUUAUUCAGGCCCUUGCUGCAGAGGUCAAGCAGACCACUCAAUCUCUUCUUUCUCAGCUUCUCCAAAAACUUAGAUCCAACAUCCAGUUGCCAGAAUGUCUCCGCAUCAUCGGAUAUUUACGUCGCAUAGGAGUUUUUAAUGAAUAUGAAAUGCGCCUACAGUUCUUAAGAUGCCGAGAAGCAUGGCUUACUGCAAUUCUUGAUGACUUAGACCAGAGAAAUGCUUAUGAGUACUUAAAAGGGAUGGUAAACUGUCAAAGGAUGCAUCUUUUUGAUGUUGUUAACCAAUACCGAGCUAUAUUUGCGGAUGAUACAUCGGGAAGUGAAGAAAACUAUGAAGGGGGCCUUUUGUUUAGCUGGGCAAUGCAUCAAAUUACCACUCACCUUAAAACACUCAAGGUCAUGCUCCCAAGAAUAACUGAAGGCGGGUCUUUGUCAAACAUCCUGGACCAAUGCAUGUAUUGUGCCAUGGGUCUUGGUUGGGUCGGAUUGGAUUUCCGGGGCUUGCUUCCCUCACUUUUUGAAGAGGCUGUUCUUAACUUGUUCUCAAGAAAUAUGAAUACAGCUGUUCAAAAUUUUCAGCUAGUCUUGGAUUCACAUCGCUGGGUCCCCUUACCAGCAAUUGGCUUUCCAGCGAAUAGCUUUGGUGAAGAUAGCCUGGAAGAUGUGACUCCUCCUUCAAGUCUGAUGGAACAUCCACCUCUUGCUGUGUUUGUAAAUGGUGUGUCUGCGGCAAUGAACGAAUUGCGUCCCUGUGCCCCAAUAAGCUUGAAGCAUAUGCUUUCUCAAGAAUUAGCCAAGGGGUUGCAAUCUGUUUCUGAUUCUUUACUUCGGUACAAUACAACUAGGAUGCUCAGGGAGAAUGAAUCCAUACUUUUCCUUUCCCUUUGCCGAGCAUUCCUUGAGGUCGCUUAUCCACAUUGUGCUACGUGCUUUGGUCGCUGUUACCCUGGCGGAGCUGCUCUUAUUUCAGAUGCCAAGAAUUUAUUUGAUGGGAUUGGGCGCCUAUUGGCAGCAAAGGCUCUACCGAAGCCAAUCCAGAAUGAGGAGGGAAAAAGUGUAUCUGAAAAUGGCAGUCCAGAUGUGGUGGAAAAUGGAGUUAUGCCUAAUGCCGAACAGACUGCGGAGAGUUCCAACGUGGAUGAUAAGGAAGAAAACAUCACUCUCCAAACUGAGGAAAAGCCUGCGAAUGCAUGAAGUGUGCUUUUAGAAGCCCAUGUUAUAGUUUUGGAAAGUUGUUAGUUCUGCCCUUGUCAUUGAACUGAAGGGUUGCCUGAUGGUUAGAGGCUUCACGUUAUGCUCAUCUGCUAGGGUUUGAACCUCGGCUGCGUAUCCUACUUGUACUCAAAAAAAGUUGUUCGUAAUUCUAAAACUCCUACUCGUCAGAUAUUUGAAAGUAGGGAAGCCCACUUCGACUCACCAACGAGAAGGUAAAUACUGUUAGUAUAUCUUUUCUUCUGAAGCGAGAAAUUAUAGGACCCGUUGAUUUCCUAGAUGGGAUGAAAAAGCAGUGUUUCUGAGUCCUUUAGGUUCUUUUUGGUGGCUAUUGUGGGGCACACAAAUUUUUCAUUGACGUGACAAUUGGAGUGUAAUUGUACACAUAAGUAGAGAAAUUCAAUGAUAUGUCACUGCAAAAUGGUUUUAAUACACAGAAAUUUGUUUAUAAUAACAUUGCAAGCCAAUAAUAAUAGGAGAAUGUUUGUGGGUUU
Molecule: messenger RNA, 2427 nt
Organism: Rhododendron vialii
Lineage: Eukaryota; Viridiplantae; Streptophyta; Magnoliopsida; Ericales; Ericaceae
Product: conserved oligomeric Golgi complex subunit 8
Exons: 12
Coding region: 200-1915 (571 amino acids)
Biological process (GO): intra-Golgi vesicle-mediated transport
Cellular component (GO): COG complex
Source: RefSeq, a predicted model, not a curated record